Beta vulgaris subsp. vulgaris (sugar beet) is the source of this 2797-nucleotide messenger RNA. RefSeq names its product beta-xylosidase/alpha-L-arabinofuranosidase 2. Gene Ontology annotation, molecular function: xylan 1,4-beta-xylosidase activity; alpha-L-arabinofuranosidase activity. The record is from RefSeq and is a predicted model, not a curated record. Gene Ontology annotation, cellular component: plant-type cell wall. The coding region runs from base 83 to 2416 and encodes 777 amino acids. Gene Ontology annotation, biological process: arabinan catabolic process; xylan catabolic process. The transcript is spliced from 7 exons. Lineage: Eukaryota; Viridiplantae; Streptophyta; Magnoliopsida; Caryophyllales; Amaranthaceae.
CUACUACCACUAUAAGUCACAAGGCUCAUCCAACCCACACAAUUAUUAUUUUUCUUGACACAUAAAUUCUUUAGGCCAAAAAAUGGCCUAUCAAAAAAGCAGAGCAAAAAAAUGCUCUGUUUUUUGCCCUUGUUAUUACACCAUUGUUAUAAUCACAUUGCAUUUUUUGUCCACCUUUAGCAGAGCUCUAGGGCAGUCACCAGCUUUCGCCUGCGACACGACGAGCAACGCCUCGUUGUCGAGCUUAGGCUUCUGUGAUACGUCGAAGAGUGUCGAAGGGAGGGUGGCAGAUUUGAUCGGACGACUAACAUUAACAGAGAAAAUAGGGUACUUGAUUAGUGGAGCAGCUAGUGUUAAUAGGCUUGGGAUACCAAAGUAUGAGUGGUGGUCUGAGGCUUUACAUGGAGUCUCAAAUGUUGGUCCUGGUACACGUUUCACUAGUGUUGUUCCUGGAGCUACUAGUUUCCCUCAAGUUAUUACAACUGCUGCAUCUUUCAAUACUACACUUUUUCAAGCCAUAGGAAAGGUAGUAUCAAAUGAAGCAAGGGCGAUGUACAAUACAGGAUUGGCAGGAUUGACAUAUUGGUCACCAAAUGUGAACAUAUUUAGGGAUCCAAGGUGGGGAAGAGGACAGGAAACUCCAGGGGAGGACCCACUUCUUUCAAGUAAAUAUGGAUCAGCUUAUGUUAGAGGUUUACAGCAAACUGAUGAUGCUGAUUCUAACAAGCUUAAGGUUGCUGCUUGCUGUAAACAUUACACUGCCUAUGAUGUUGAUAAUUGGAAAUCUGUCGAUCGUUAUCAUUUCAAUGCCCUGGUGUCACAACAAGAUUUGGAUGAUACAUAUCAACCUCCUUUCAAGAGUUGUGUUGUAGAUGGGAAUGUUGCUAGUGUUAUGUGCUCCUACAACCAAGUCAAUGGCAAGCCUACUUGUGCUGAUACUGACCUUCUUUCUGGUGUUAUUAGAGGAGAAUGGAAGUUAAAUGGCUACAUUGUUACAGAUUGUGACUCCAUUGAUGUGUUGUACAAUAAUCAACAUUACACCAAAACCCCAGAAGAAGCUGCAGCUCAGUCCAUUUUAGCAGGUGUCGACCUUAACUGUGGAUACUUCCUUUCCAAGCAUACUCAAGGUGCGGUAGAUAAAGGACUAGUGAAGGAAACUGAUAUCAACAAAGCGAUCUCCAACAAUUUGAUAACAUUAAUGAGACUUGGCUUCUUCGAUGGGAACCCGAGCAAGAAACCUUAUGGAAACCUCGGUGCUAAAGACGUGUGCACUUCAGAAAAUCAAGAGCUAGCUCUUGAUGCUGCAAGACAAGGCCUUGUUCUUCUAAAGAACAAUGCAGGUUGUUUGCCAUUUUCUGCUACCAAAAUCAAGUCACUUGCUGUUAUUGGACCUAAUGCCAAUGUUACAAAGACAAUGAUUGGGAACUAUGAAGGCAUCCCCUGCAAGUACACAACCCCACUGCAAGGACUUUCCGCGUAUACUUCAACAACUUACCAACCCGGCUGCUCUAAUGUAGCAUGUGCAGCAGCUCAAGUUGAUGAAGCAAAACAGAUAGCAUCAACAGCAGAUGCUACCGUUCUCAUUAUGGGUGCUGAUCAAUCCAUCGAAGCAGAGAGCCGAGACAGAGUUGAUCUGUACCUUCCGGGGCAGCAAUCUUUGCUGGUGGCAGCAGUAGCGAAUGUAUCCAGAGGACCUGUGAUUCUGGUCAUAAUGUCUGGUGGUGGUAUGGACAUAACUUUUGCCAAGGACAAUGACAAAAUCAGUAGCAUUGUGUGGGUAGGUUAUCCUGGUCAAGCUGGUGGUGCUGCUCUUGCUGAUCUCAUCUUUGGUGCUUACAAUCCAAGUGGAAGAUUGCCAAUGACAUGGUAUCCACAAUCCUAUGCAGAAAAGGUACCAAUGACCAAUAUGAACAUGAGACCAAACCCUACAACUGGGUAUCCAGGAAGGAGCUACAGGUUUUACACGGGAGAAACUGUGUACAAUUUUGGUGACGGCUUAAGUUACUCUGACUUCACCCACCACCUUGUCAAGGCACCUACAGAAGUCUUGGUGCCAUUGCAGGAAGAACAUGUUUGCCAUACUUCGACCUGCAAGUCAAUAGAUGCUCUUGGAGAGCAUUGCGAAAACUUAGGAUUUGAUGUCCACCUAAAAGUCAGGAAUAACGGAGCUAUGGGAGGAAGGCACACGGUGUUCCUCUUCUCAUCUCCUCCAUCUGUUCACAAUUCUCCUAGGAAAAACCUGAUUGCUUUCGAGAAGGUGUUCUUGCAUGGGAAGACGGAAGGCAUGACCGUUUUUAAGGUGGACGCCUGCAAACAUUUGAGUGUGGUUGAUGAGGAAGGCAACCGUAAGGUUGCUUUGGGAGUUCAUCAAUUACACAUUGGCAACAUGAAACAUUCAUUCAAUGUCAGGAUCUAAUGAGUUAGCUUAGGUCUCUACAAAUGAAAAACUCAUGGUAAUUCUUUAAGAGGACAAAGAAACAAGGGAGAUUGAUGAUAAUAACAAAACCCAAACAAAAAAAAAAAGAAAGAAAGACAUACAGAUGAAGUUAAGAGAGUUAGAGUUUGCUGUUCAAUUAAACGGAGGGAGUCGUAAGAUUCCUCCAAUUGUUCUACCUAAAGCCAAUUGUUUCAACGACUAAUCAUUGUUGUGUGGCAAUAAAUUUGAAUGAAAAAGAGACUAAAAUAUGUAUUACUUUUAUUAAAUACUUCAUAGUUCUAUCUGUAGAAGUAAUUCCUCCGGUCUUUAUGUUAAUACUUCCUUAAAGAGGAAAUGUUACAUGUCCUUGUUCUUGUCUCC